Pisolithus orientalis is the source of this 372-nucleotide messenger RNA. RefSeq lists its product as uncharacterized. Lineage: Eukaryota; Fungi; Basidiomycota; Agaricomycetes; Boletales; Pisolithaceae. The record is from RefSeq and is a predicted model, not a curated record. The annotation marks the transcript as partial. The transcript has 3 exons.
CUGGAUGUUGAUAGUGAUAUUUGGCAGGAUGUUGGAAUUGAGGAGGGUUACCCUGAUCCCCUUGGUUGGCUUGCUGAUGAGGGUGUGUGCAAGGGAAUAAGACUUACAGUUGAUUGUUGCAAUGAAGAAGAAAGAAGGUUGUCAAGAGAGCAGACCAUUUUACAGGAGUGGUUUUCUGUGGAGUGGCGAAGUGUAGAGGCUGCUCAGAACAAUGCUGUUUGUCACUUUCUAGAUGCAUGUUACAAGUAUCAUGUGCAAGCACAAAAGGAUAGCCUGGUGGAAACAUAUACUAAAUGGGAAGCCAAGGUUCAACAUAUACCACACGCUUGGCCUCCAUCAAGGCCAUGGGGACCCACAGCAGAGGACAUAGCA